AUGGAUGAAUCUACUUUUAAUCAAACUACUAACGAUUUUGAAUUGGAUGCAAACCAACUAGCUGCUCCAGAUGCUGUCUUUUCUGAUAGAGUACGUAGAUUCCAGGAGUUUCUAGAUACUUUCUCUACGUAUAAAGACCAAGUUAGAGAGAUUCAAUUAUAUAAUAACGCUUUUAAUACUGAUGAUGAAAAGAAUUUAGAUGAUGAAUUAUAUGAUCAUGCUAAAGAUUUUGAAGAUUUUAAUGAAGAUGAUGAUAUUAAUAAAAAACAAGCUUCUGGUAAAGCUUUAAACAUUCUACCGCAAAGAAUCACAAUAUCAUUAGACGAUCUAAGAGAAUUCGAUAGAUCAUUUUGGACUGGUAUCUUAAUGGAACCCGCAUUUUUCAUUCCACCUGCUGAAAAAGCAUUAUCUGAUAUGGCUAAUGUAUUAGAUGAAAAUACAAAUCAAAAUUUUAGAAAUUUCCAAAAUGGUAGUCACCCUUGGAAUUUAUCAUUUAAAGGUUCUUUUGGUUCUCAUUCAUUAUCACCGCGUACUUUAAAUUCUCAAUUCUUAAAUAAAUUGAUAUCUGUUGAAGGUAUUGUAACAAAGACUUCAUUAGUAAGACCUAAAUUAAUAAGAUCUGUACAUUAUGCUGAAAAGACUGCAAGAUUCCAUUAUAGAGAAUAUACAGAUGCUACAACUUCAUUAACCACUAAGAUUCCAACACCUGCCAUAUAUCCAACAGAAGAUACAGAUGGUAAUAAAUUAACUACAGAAUAUGGUUACUCCACUUACAUGGAUCAUCAACGUAUUACUGUACAAGAAAUGCCAGAAAUGGCGCCAGCAGGGCAAUUACCAAGAUCCAUAGAUAUAAUCUUAGAUGAUGAUUUAGUCGAUAAGACGAAGCCUGGUGAUAGAGUUAACGUUGUAGGUGUUUUUGUUUCAUUAGGUGCAGGGGGUAUGAGUCGUAGUGACUCUAAAGGUAGUAAUGCUUUCAGAACUUUAAUUAUUGGUAAUACAGUAUAUCCAUUACAUGCAAGAUCUACAGGUGUAUCAGCUAAACAAGUAUUAACAGAUUUUGAUAUUAGAAAUAUUAAUAAAUUGGCAAAGAGGAAAGAUAUCUUUGAUAUUUUAUCUCAAUCUUUAGCUCCAUCUAUUUAUGGUCAUGAACACAUUAAAAGAGCAAUCUUAUUAAUGUUAAUGGGUGGUGUUGAGAAAAAUUUAGAUAAUGGUUCUCAUUUAAGAGGUGAUAUCAAUAUUUUAAUGGUUGGUGAUCCAUCCACCGCUAAAUCACAAUUGUUAAGAUUUGUCUUGAAUACUGCUUCUUUAGCCAUUGCCACUACCGGUAGAGGUUCUUCUGGUGUUGGUUUGACAGCCGCUGUUACUACUGAUAGAGAAACAGGUGAAAGAAGACUGGAGGCUGGUGCAAUGGUGUUAGCUGAUCGUGGUGUUGUAUGUAUUGAUGAAUUUGAUAAGAUGACUGACACUGAUAGAGUUGCCAUCCAUGAAGUUAUGGAACAACAAACUGUUACAAUUGCUAAAGCUGGUAUCCACACUACAUUGAAUGCUCGUUGUUCUGUUAUUGCUGCUGCUAACCCAGUAUAUGGUCAAUAUGAUGUUCAAAAGGAUCCUCAUCAAAAUAUUGCUUUACCCGAUUCCUUAUUGUCACGUUUCGAUUUAUUAUUUGUGGUAACAGAUGAUAUCAAUGAAGUAAGAGAUAGGGCCAUUAGUGAACACGUCCUAAGAACUCAUAGAUUCUUACCUCCAGGAUAUUUAGAAGGUGAACCAAUAAGAGAAAGAUUGAAUUUGUCACUUGCCGUUGGUAUUGAAAACCCAGAAGAAGAAGCAGAGAAUAAUGCUAAUGGUGCUGAAGAAAGUGAGGAUAGUGUGUUUGAAAAAUUUAACCCAUUAUUACAAGCUGGUGCUAAAUUAGCCAUGAAUAAAGGUGAUCAUAACGGUGAUUUGAUCCCAAAUCUGGUAACAAUUCCAUUUUUAAGAAAAUAUAUUCAAUAUGCCAAGGAGAGAGUUAUUCCUCAAUUAACCCAAGAAGCUAUCGAUAUCAUUGUUAAAGAAUAUGCAGAUUUGAGAAACGAUGAGAAUACUAAGAAAUCCCCAAUUACUGCAAGAACUUUAGAAACUUUAAUCAGAUUAUCUACAGCUCAUGCUAAAGUUAGAUUAUCCAAAACUGUAAGUAAAUCAGAUGCUCGUAUUGCUUCUAGAUUAUUAAGAUUUGCCUUGUUAGGUGAAGACAUUGGUGAUGAUAUUUAUAACGAAGAUGAAAAUGAAGAAAAUAUUUCAUUCAGAAGAUCUCCAAAGAAAUCUCCAAAGAAAAAACAAAGAGUGUAUGGUAACACCAGCAGACCUGAGUCGCCUUCCAAACCUAGAACACCAUCAAGAAGAUCUCCUACGAAGUCAAGCACACCUUCAUCUGUCUCGAGAUCAGCCUUGAGAAGAAGAUUACAAUUCGAUGAUGAUGAAGAGGCUGAAAAUGAUGACGAUGAUUAUGUCGUUAUGUCUCCAUUACCAAGAGAUGAACAAGAAGAUUUAGAAAGAAGGUUACGUUCUGGUUUACGUGUAUCUCCAAGACGUAGAGAACAAACAGAAUCUCGUGGUCCAUUAACUGAGGCCGGUGGUGAAAAGAUGUCAAAUAUUUCCUCUUUCAACGAAGAUACCGGAUUAGCGGAAGAAAACACUGGUACAAUCUCUACAGCCAGAUUAGCUGCUUUCUCUAGUAUCAUGGCCUCAUUAAUGCAAUCUGAUCUUUUCCAAGAUGAAUGCUACCCAAUUGAAUCUUUAUUCGAAAAAAUUAACGACGAAGUAGACAACGAAGAUGAAUUCACGAUGUCUGAAUAUAUGGCUGGUCUAAGAAUUUUAUCUGAGAGAAACAAUAUUAUGAUAUCCGAGGAUAAAGUAUGGAGAGUGUGA
Molecule: messenger RNA, 2904 nt
Organism: Maudiozyma saulgeensis
Lineage: Eukaryota; Fungi; Ascomycota; Saccharomycetes; Saccharomycetales; Saccharomycetaceae
Source: the annotation of a GenBank genome assembly